AUGCUCCUGCCACCAGUGCACUAUACUACCACCUAUGCUCCUACCACCAGUGCCACUGCUCCUACCAGUGCCACUAUGCUCCCUACCACCAGUACCACUAUGCUCCUACCGUGCCACAUGCUCCUGCCUCCAGUGCCACUAUGCUCCUGCCACCAGUGCCACUAUGCUCCUGCCACCAGUGCCACUAUGUCCCUGCCUGGUGCCAUAUGCUCCUGCCGUGCCACUGUCUCCUGCCACCGGUGCCUUGCCCUGCCACGUGCACUGUACUGCAAGUGCCACUAUGCUCCUGCCACCAGUGCCACUAUGCUCACCACCGGUGCCACUAUGCUCUACCACCAGUGCCACUAUGCUCCUGCCACCAUGCCACUAUGCUCCUGCCACCAGUGCCACUGUCUCCUGCCACAGUGCCACUAUGCUCACCACCAGUGCCACUAUGCUCCUACCAGCCACUGUCGCCUAUGCUCCUGCCUCCGUGCCUGUGCUCCUGCCACCAGUGCCACUGUCUCCUGCAUCGUGCCAUAUGCUCCUGCCACCAGUGCCACUAUGUCACCUCCAGUGCCACUAUGCUCCUGGUGCCACAUAUGCCACCAGUACCACUAUGCUCCUGCAGUGACUAUGCUCCUACCACCGGUACUAUGCUCCUACCUCGGUGCCACUAUGCUCCUGCCAGUGCCACUAUGCUCCUACCACCAGUGCCACUGUCUCCACCACCAGUGCCACUAUGCUCCUGCCACCAGGUGCCACCAUGCUCCUACCCCUGCCCCAGUGCCGCUAUGCUCUACCGGUGCCACUAUGCUCCUCCAGUGCCACUAUGCUCCUGCCACCAGUGCCACUAUAUCCCUCCACCAGUGCCACUGUCUCCUGCCACCAGUGCCACUGCUCCUACCAGUGCCACUAUGCUCCUGCCACCAGUGCCACUAUGCUCCUGCCUCCCAGUGCCACUGCUCCUACCACCAGUGCCACUAUGCUCCUACCUCCAGUGCCUAUGCUCCUACCACCAGUACCACUGUCUCUCCCUGCCACCAGUCCCUAUGCUCCUACCUCAGUGCCACUGUAUACCACCAGUGCCACUAUGCUCCUACAGUGCCACUACUCCUACCACCAGUGCCACUGCUCCUACCACCAGUACCUAUGCUCCUACCAUCUCCCUACCACCAGUGCCACUAUGCUCCUGCCUCCAGUGCCACUAUGCUCCUGCAGUCACUAUGCUCCUACCACCAGUGCCACUAUGCUCCUGCCUCCAGUGCCACUGCUCCUGCCAGUGCCCUAUGCUCCUCCCGUGCCCUGCUCCUACCUCAGUGCCAUUAUGCUCCUACCACCAGUGUCACUGUGCUCCUGCAGUGCCACUGCUCCUACCACCAGUGCCACUGUCUCCUACCUCCAGGUGCCACUAUGCUCCUACCACCAGUGCCACUAUCUCCUGCCCAGUGCCACUGUCUCCUGCCUCAGUACCACUAUGCUCCCUACCUCCAGUGCCCUUCUCCUGCCACCAUGCACUAUGCUCCUACCACCAGUGCCCUAUACUCUACCACCAGUGCCUAUGCUCCUGCCACCAGUGCCACUUUGCUCUCCAGCAGUGCCACUAUGCUCCUGCCACCAGUGCCCUUUCUGCUCACUACCACCAGUACCACUAUGUUCUACCACCAGUGCCACUAUGCUCCUACCAGUUCCCUGCCUUACUGCCUCCAGUACCACUAUGUCUACCAGGUACCACUAUACUCCUACCACCAGUUACUAUGCUCCUCCCAGUGCCACUACACUCCUGCCACCAGUGCCACUAUGCUCUACCAGUGCCACUGCACUCCUACCACCAGUACUGCCACUAUGCUCCUACCAGUGCCACUGUCUCCUGCCUCCAGUGCCUAUGCUCCUGCCACCAGUCACUAUGCUCCUGCCACCAGUGCACUAUGCUCUACCACCAGUGCCACUAUGCUCCUGCCUCCAGUGCCACUGUGCUCCUGCCACCAGUGCUAUGCUCCUGCACCAGUGCCACUAUGCUCCACCACCAGUGCCCUAUACUCCUGCCACCGGUGCCACUAUCUCCUGCCACCAGUGCCACUAUCUCCUGCCACGGUGCCACAUGUCCUGCCUCCAGUGCCUGUCUCCUACCACCAGUGCCACUAUGCUCCUGCCACCAGUGCCACUAUGCUCCUACCUCCAGUGCCACUAUGCUCCUGCAGUACCACUAUGCUCCUGCCACCAGUGCCACUAUGCUCCUACCACCAGUGCACUAUGCUCCUACCUGCAGUCACUAUACUCCUACCACCAGGCCACUAUGCUCACCAGUCCUAUGCUCCCCCAUGCCACUUCUCCUGCCACCAGUGCAUAUGCUCCCUCCAGUGCCACUAUGCUCCCUACCACCAGUGCCACUAUGCUCCUACCUCCAGUACCACUAUGCUCCUGCCAGUCACCAUGCCUGCAGUGCCACUAUGCUCUACCACAGUGCCACUAUGCUCCUCCACCACCAGUGCCACUGUAUGCUCCUGCCUCCGGUGCCACUAUGCUCCUGCCACCAGUGCCACUAUGCUCACCACCGGUGCCACUGUGCUCCUGCCCCAGUGCCACUAUGCUCCUACCUUGCGGUCACUAUGCUCCUGCCACCAGUGCCACUAUACUCCUGCCACCAGUGCCACUAUGCUCCUGCCACCAGUGCCUGUGCUCCUGCCACCAGUGCCACUAUGCUCUACCUCCAGUGCCUGCUCUACCUCAGGGUGCCACUUUCUCUCCUGCCUCCAGUGCCACUGCUCUCCCUGCCACUCCAGUACCACUAUGCUCCUGCCUCCAGUGCCACUGUCUCCUGCCACCAGUGCCACUAUGCUCUCCAGUGCCACUAUGCUCCUGCCUCCAGUGCCACUAUGCUCCUGCAAUUACCACUAUACUCCUACCACCAGUACCACUAUACCUCCUACCACCAGUACCACUACCUCUACUCCCACUCAUACUCCUACCACCAGUACCACUAUACUCCACCUCCAGUCACUGUCUCCUACCACCAGUACCACUGCUCCUACCACCAGUACCACUAUCCCUACCACCAGUGCCACUGCUCCUGCCUCCAGUGCUACCACCAGUACGCCUCCUACCUCCAGUACCACUACUCCUACCUCCAGUACCACUAUCUCCUACCUCCAGUACCACUAUGCUCCUACCAGUACCACUCCUGGUGCCACUCCUACCACCAGUACCACUCCUACCUAUGCUCCUACCACCAGUACCACUAUGCUCCUGCCACCAGUACCACUAUACUCCUACCACCAGUGCUAUACUCCUACCACCAGUACCACUGCUCCUGCCUCCAG
Messenger RNA from Homarus americanus (American lobster), 3299 nucleotides. Its product is annotated as mucin-5AC-like. The record is from RefSeq and is a predicted model, not a curated record. Lineage: Eukaryota; Metazoa; Arthropoda; Malacostraca; Decapoda; Nephropidae.